Molecule: messenger RNA, 807 nt
Organism: Debaryomyces hansenii CBS767
Lineage: Eukaryota; Fungi; Ascomycota; Pichiomycetes; Serinales; Debaryomycetaceae
Exons: 1
Coding region: 1-807 (268 amino acids)
Source: RefSeq, a predicted model, not a curated record
AUGUCGAUAUCUCAAACUGAUUCAAAAUCAGAAGAUAAGAUAAAAUUUAAUACAGACCAUUACAAAAAUAUCCGGGUGCUUGGUGUAGAAGACACAAAAAAAGCUGCAACGACACUAUUCCAAUCAUUCAGAGAAGAUGCUUUGGCGAAUUUACUAGUAUCGCAUGUCGAAGGUCAGAAUGAAAAAGAUUUUUUAGAAUUAACACUAUAUGAGGCAUACGUGAAGCAGCAUAUUUUGAAAGGUAUUGUUUUAGGGAUCAACGAGACAGAAGCUGGUUUUGAUACUGUUGGUGUAUGGUCAACACCCGACUCAUGUAAGGCAGGCUUAGAUUCGUUUGCAAAUUUGAUGGAAGCAGGAUACGGCAAAGUAUGGGACAUAAAUAAUGAAGAAGGCCGGCAGAAAGUAUUUAACGGAAUGUUACCGUUAUUGCAUGACACUUUUGAAAGAAUAUUAGAAACAGAUUCAAGAUUCAGAAACAAGGGUGUCUUUACGCUUGUAUAUUUGGGAUCAUUGGAGAGUGCUAGAGGGAAGGGAAAUGUAAGGUUAAUGUUCGAUUAUAUGUUUGAAAACCAUAUCGAUAAGUCACCAAAUAACAUAUCAUACUUAGAAAGUUCAAGCAAAAGUAAUCUACCUAUUUAUGAAAGAUUUGGAUUUAGAUUUUACGAGGAUAUUAUAUUAGGCACUAAAGAACCCGAGAACAGCAUGGAAGGCAAGGAUUUUGCAACAAUGAAUGUAAUGAUUCGAGGAUCUUCAGGCUAUGACUGGACUCAAGAUGAAAAUACCGGCAACUCACAAGCUAAAUUAUAA